Paramecium primaurelia is the source of this 537-nucleotide messenger RNA. Lineage: Eukaryota; Ciliophora; Oligohymenophorea; Peniculida; Parameciidae. The record is from the annotation of a GenBank genome assembly.
AUGAAGGGAAGAAAAAUGUAAAGGAAUUGCUUAUAUUAAGUGGCGGGGGAUUUUAUGAUAAUGAAGCUUUAUUUAAAAUUGGGAAAUGGAUUGAAUUAAACAACUUACUUACAUUUAAUUUUCAAGUCACUCAUAUAGGUGAUUAUAAAAUUGAAAAAAAAAUUGGAAAAUGGAAUAUUUAGUACAUACUUUAUUGGCGGUGGAUUAUAUGAUUAAGAAAAUUAAAAGAAGAUUAGUAAAAUGAUUGAUUUAAGUGAUGAAUUUUCGAAAGAAUCUUAAGUUACUUAUGUUGGCAAAAAUUAAAAGGGUAAUAAAGUUGGUAGAUGGAAUAUUUAGUUUAAAAAUGAGAAUGUGUAAAUUAUUCUAUAAAUAAUUUGUGGAGGUGGUUAAUUUAGCGAAGAAAAUUCAAUAAAAAUAGGAAAAUGGGUUGAAGUAAUAGAUAAUUUUGGGGCUGGAGUAGGAUAAUUGAAAGUAACUUAUAAUGGUGAAUAUAAUUAUGGUAAAAAGGUUGGCAUGAAUAGAAAUGGAUAUAGGUGA